Phyllopteryx taeniolatus (common seadragon) is the source of this 7076-nucleotide messenger RNA. RefSeq names its product UDP-glucose glycoprotein glucosyltransferase 2 (gene uggt2). Bases 644 to 5449 code for a protein of 1601 amino acids. The record is from RefSeq and is a predicted model, not a curated record. Gene Ontology annotation, cellular component: endoplasmic reticulum. The transcript is spliced from 43 exons. Lineage: Eukaryota; Metazoa; Chordata; Actinopteri; Syngnathiformes; Syngnathidae. Gene Ontology annotation, molecular function: UDP-glucose:glycoprotein glucosyltransferase activity.
CGCGGAUGAACCGCUGCCCGCGGGGCUGGCGGGAGGGGCCGGGAGGGGGGGUGCCACACCGCGCCACACAGCUCGGACACGGCGAGGAAAAGCCAACCGUGGGGCCGAGACGAGCGCUCGACAACCGCUUGACGCAUUAACUGCUGACCCCAUUUGAACUCAGUUAAUAACCAGAACAGCUGCACCUACUGAGGUAUGUAAACAAUCACAUAUUUUCUGCAUGUAGCUAGCCUUGUUAUAUUAGCUAGUACCAGCAAUAGUAAGUAGUACUAACAGGGCUAAGAAGGGCAUAGGAUUAAUUAACAGAUAAGUGCAUUACUUACUUUGGAGCAGACCAAGGUGUGCCUGUUUAUUUUUGAGGGAUUCGGCAGACUAUGCAGAUGACCACAGCUUUAUCCAGAGUCUGCGUUGAGUUAACGGGUGAGCCCCCUUGAAGUCCGUUGCCAACCAACUACAACGACAGCACUUACCGAGGCUUUUCGAAGCUCCCACCCGGCGUUUGGGCGGCCACGGCCUAGCUUGCUGCCGCUCGCGUAUCCAACGCCGCUCCUCGCGCCUCUUCAAGCGCACCUCCCGGCGCUCCCUCUGCCGGCUGAACUGGAAACGCUGCAGGAACAGGUCCUUGGCGUAGUCAUACAGCUGCAUGUCCAGGAAGUUGAGCUCCUCGAUGCGUCGGCGCACGGGCUCGCUCAGGUCCACGUUGGCGGCGCGCGUGCUGUUGAUCUGCGUGAAGGGCGAGAUGAAGCGCAGGCUGAACGUCCGCUCGAACAGGUUCAUACAACUUCAUGUUGACACGAUGAAGAUGAGGAAUAUUAUCCUGCUGUCCCUGAUGCUGCUCCUCCUCAACAUGCAACACACUGCAUCCGCAUCCAAAGGCGUCGUUGCAAGUCUAAAAGCCAAAUGGCACACGACACCUUUCCUUUUGGAGACAAGUGAGUUUAUUGGAGAGGAUGGCAAUGAGAAAUUCUGGCAGUUUGUUGACACUGUAAAAGAGCUCACCGUGUACAAGCAAGGAGAGUCUGUGCGCUCCUACUACAACCUUAUCAUUAAGAAAGCCAACCAGUUCCUCACGGAUCUUCAAGUGAACCUGUUGAAAAUGGCUCUCUCGCUGCACUUCUACUCUCCAGCUGUUCACUCCUUCCAGCGGAUAGCCGAUGAUGAGCCGCCACCUGAGGCCUGUCCAGCUUUUGUCUCCGUUCAUGGCCAACAUAGCUGCAGUACAAAGAAGAUCAAGAAGCUUCUGAAGGCUGCUGCAGGCAGACCCCAUCCGUAUUUGUACAAGAAUGAUCACAUAUAUCCCGGGGCUAAUAAAACAGACGUCCCGGUCGUGAUCCUGUAUGCUGAGAUUGGAACCAAGAAGUUCACCACCUUUCAUACCGUGCUAUCAGAGAAGGCUGAUGGGGGAGCUCUGACAUAUGUACUGCGUCAUUUUGUGGCGACUCCAAAGCAGCAGAAGAUGCUUUUAUCUGGCUAUGGCGUCGAGUUGGCAAUCAAAAGCACAGAGUAUAAGGCGGUGGACGACACCCAAGUCAAAGAUUCAAAGACAAUCAUUAAGGCAGAGGAAGAUCAUAAUGACGAAGUUCAAGGAUUCUUUUUUGGAACAUUGAAGAAAUCUCAUCCUGAACUCCAGGAGCAACUGGGCGAACUUCGUAAGCAUUUACUAGACAGUACCAACGACAUGGCACCUCUCAAAGUGUGGGAGCUCCAAGACCUAAGCUUCCAAGCGGCUGCCAGAAUCCUGUCUGUGCCAAAGUUUGAUACUUUGAAGCUCAUGCGAGACCUCAGUCAAAAAUUUCCAAGCAAGGCAAGAUCACUGACAAGAGUGGCUGUAAACAGCAAGAUGAGAAAAGAAAUUGAGGAAAACCAAAAGCAUCUGAGUGAGACCAUUGGUGUUCACCCAGGAGACGGGGAGCUGUUCAUAAAUGGUUUGCCCAUUGAUCUGGAGGUUCACAAUGCUUUCAGCAUUUUGGAGAUCCUUAGAAGCGAGGCCAGGGUCUUGGAAGGUCUUCACAACCUGGGUGUGAAAGGAGAGCAUCAGGGCACGCUCCUGAGAUUGCCUGCAAACCACGUGACAGACAGCUAUGGCUUAGAUAUCAGACAUCCAGCUGUAAUGUGGAUGAAUGACAUUGAGAAUGACCCGAUGUACAGCAGCUGGCCAGCAGGUGUCCAGGAGCUGCUGAGAACAACUUUUCCAGGAGUCAUCCGACAGAUCAGACGGAAUUUCUUCAACCUGGUGCUAUUUCUCAAUCCGGAAGAGGAGAAAAGUGUCGAGCUGGUCAAACUUUCCGGGCUCUUCUACAAACACAAGAUCCCCCUGAGAAUUGGAUAUGUGUUUGUUGUCAACGCUGAAGAUGAGAUCGAUGGCUUCUCGGAUGCGGGGGUUGGCUUUUACCGACUCCUGAAUUACAUCGCAGACGAGUAUGAUUUAUCCCAGGCCCUGAUAUCCAUGGCCUCAUUGUACAACAGAGUUGAUGAAGGGGAAGCAUUGACGACUGACACCAUCAGUGCUUUCCUGAAGAGCAAAUUCCCUAAAGCCAAGGCUGAAAGGAUCUUCGGUGCUAAAUCAGAGUAUGAUGACAGAAGGAAGGAAGGCACCUUCUUCUACAAAAAGAGUGGCCUGGGUGCCCUUCCGCUGGCGUUAUUUAACGGCAUCCCGUUGAGCCCAGAUGAGAUGGAACCAGAUGAGCUGGAGAGCAUCAUCCUGCAGCACAUAAUGGACUCCACCACUGCCUUCCAGAAAGCUGUUUUCAUGGGUCAUUUGACUGAGGGAACAGAUGUGGUGGAUUACCUAAUGGAGCAAGCGAACGUCGUACCCAGAAUGAAUCCACUCAUUCUGAGUACAGACCGAAAGUACCUGGACUUCACUUCCUCUCCAGUUGUAAGUGACUGGGAAGACACAACUAUGUUUUCAUUCCUGGACUCCAGAGACAAGACAGCUGUGAUAGCUAAGAGAAUGAAAUACCUGACUAAUAAUGAUGAGGACGGGAUGAGCGCUGUGACCAUGUGGAUUGUCGGAGAUUUCCAGAAAGCCUCUGAAAGAAAAUUGUUGCUCGCUGCUCUUAAACAUUUGAGAGCCAGCCCUGGAGUACGUGUGGGGGUGAUUGCUAAUCCCAGUGGAAGGCCCAGCGAAGAUAACACGACCGUGUACCGGGCUAUCUGGGCUUCGCUCCUCACCCAGAAGAAUAAAGCUGUGGCUGAGUUUGUGCAAAAAAUUGCAAGGGAGCAAAGUUACCAGCUCCUCAUGCAGGGGACAAAGAUGAAGGACUUGCUGCUGCAGGGAAUGGACACGGAUGCCUUUGAGAAGAAGUUUAACACACUAGAGGUGGAUUUUGUCCGCAGUCAGCAGCUCUUCUGCCGGGAUGUCCUAAAACUGAGUGCCGGACAGAGGGCGGUCAUCAGCAAUGGCAGGAUCCUCGGGCCACUCGAUGAGCAGGAGGAAUUCACUGCAGAGGAUUUCCAAUUGCUGGAAAAGAUUACUCGGAGCAGCUCUGCUGAGAAAGUCAAAGCCCAAGUUAAACUGACGGGGAUGAAGCCAAAGCAUGCGAGUGAUCUGGUCAUGAAAGUCGAUGCCCUGGUCACUGCAGCCCCCAAGGGAGAAGUCCGAAGGGAUGUGCAAUUUCUUAAAGAGAGCCACAGCGUGCUGCAGCUCUCGCCCCGAGAAAAUGAGGUGUUCUAUGAUGUGGUGGCCAUCGUUGACCCGCUUACCAGGGCUGCGCAGAAGAUGUCCCCCCUGCUGAUUGUUCUCAGUCAAGUGGUCAACUUAAGGCUGCGGUUGUUCAUGAAUUGCAGGGGCAAGUUGUCCGAGAUGCCCCUCAAGAGCUUUUACUCUUUUGUGUUGGAGUCUGAUGUCACCUUCUUGGGCAACGACACCAUGUCUGCUGGUCCGGUGGCCCGCUUCACAGAGCUCCCCGAAUCGCCACUUCUCACCCUUAAUAUGAUCACACCAGAGGGCUGGAUGGUGCAGGCCCUCCGCAGCCCCCAUGACUUAGAUAACAUCCACCUCCAGGAGGUGAGCGGGACCGUGACGGCAGAGUACGAGCUAGAGCACCUCUUGCUCGAGGGCCACUGCUUCGACCUGUCGACCGGCCAGCCUCCCCGUGGACUACAGUUUACCCUGGGCAUGAGUCGAGACCCUAUCAUGUACGACACCAUCGUCAUGGCUAACCUGGGGUAUUUCCAGCUGAAAGCCAAUCCUGGUGCCUGGAUGCUCAGGCUGCGUAAAGGACGAUCGGAGGACAUCUACCAGAUUCUGUCGCACGAUGGAACCGAUUCCCCAGGAGAUGCAGGUGACGUUGUUGUGUUGCUGAACAGCUUCCAUAGUAAGAUCAUUAAAGUCAGGGUGCAGAAAAAGGCAGAGAAAAUGAAUGAAGAUCUUUUAAGUGAAACGAGUGAAAGCAAAGGCCUGUGGGACUCCAUAGCAAGGAGAUCUUAUUCGUCCCCGGGCUCCAGACUCCAUUAUUAUGCUGUAAGAGCUAGUCUUGCAAAAAAUAUGUGCUUCUGUAGCAUCGCAGGAGGAGGCCCCAAGAAGGAUGAUGGCGAAAAGAAGGAGGAUGGUCUAAACAUAUUUUCAAUUGCCUCUGGUCAUCUGUACGAGCGCUUUCUGCGGAUCAUGAUGCUGUCCGUCUUUCGCCACACCAAAACGCCUGUCAAGUUCUGGUUUCUCAAGAAUUACCUCUCCCCUUCCUUUAAGGAGACCAUCUCCCACAUGGCAGAGUCAUACGGCUUCCAGUAUGAGUUGGUGCAGUACAAGUGGCCACGCUGGCUCCACCAGCAGACCGAGAAGCAGCGCAUCAUUUGGGGCUACAAGAUCCUCUUCCUGGAUGUCCUCUUCCCACUGGCUGUGGACAAGAUCAUCUUUGUGGACGCCGACCAGAUUGUUCGAGCUGAUCUGAAGGAGUUGCGAGAUCUGGACCUGGAGGGCGCUCCUUACGGCUACACGCCUUUUUGUGACAGCCGCACAGAGAUGGACGGCUAUCGCUUUUGGAAAAGUGGCUACUGGGCGUCGCAUCUGGGACAAAGGAAGUACCACAUCAGCGCGCUCUACGUGGUCGAUUUGAAGAAGUUCCGCAAGAUAGCGGCCGGCGACAGACUGCGAGGACAGUACCAAGCCCUGAGCCAGGACCCCAACAGUCUGUCAAACCUUGACCAGGACCUUCCCAACAACAUGAUCCACCAGGUCGCAAUCAAGUCUCUCCCUCAGGAGUGGCUGUGGUGUGAGACGUGGUGUAACGACGCCUCCAAAGCGGCCGCCAAGACCAUCGACCUGUGCAAUAACCCCAAGACCAAAGAGCCCAAACUGACGGCGGCGGUGAGGAUCGUACCGGAGUGGGUCGGCUACGACAAUGAAAUCAAGCAGCUGCUCAAAGGAAUCCGUCAACGGGAAGACGACGCCACGUCAAAACGGACACCGUCGCAACGUAAUGACGGCCACAAGCGUGAUGAACUUUAGCAAGCGGAUCAAGUGAGGACGCCUGAAGUCAGACGAUGCCACGCACACUCUGGAUUAUAUUUGGAAUCUUUGCCACGUGUGCUUCAGCAGUCAAUUCGCACCAUCCGCGCCUGACACCUGAAGUGUUAAAAUUACCAAGAGGGACGUCGCUACUGACACACUUGGAACCGUGAAGGAGGGAGAUCAGGUUUGUGUUGGGAUACAUUGCACUGAAAUCCUGUCUUAUUAUUUGACAUUGUUAAAAAAUAGUUUUUCAAAUGUUGGAAGCGCCCACAGAAGAACAAGCAGCUUCCAUUGAUCAUCAAUGAUCACGUCCAUUAGUCUGACCAUCGUAGCAGUCAUGAGUUGAAUGAGAACCACUGCAAGGGAAAAAAAGUCAUCAAGUUAUGACUGUAAUGUUGUAAAAUACAUAUUUUUGGAGUAAAUGUCAAAAUUCCCGUGCGAACCUAAAGUUUUUAACCCAACUUUUUUUUUCUGUAAUUGGAAUUCCUAAAAUGUUCCAAAAAUAAGAAUACAACCAUUUCCUCGUAAAAAUCCUUUUAAGAAUAUUUUUUUCUCCUGUAAAGUGACUGAAUCCCGGCAAAUUUACAACGUUAUUCUUAAUAAUUCUGCAUUUUGUUUCCCCUGUAAUGCUCCCAAGAUGAUAAUUUACCACAAGAAUACCCCUACUCACCCCGCUUUUAUAUUCAACACCAAAUAAUCAUUUUGUAUAAACUGUUGCCUAGUAACAGCACCUGGACAUUAAAGGUCUUUCAAAUUUAGGCAUAUGCCAGAAAGGGUUCACCCCCUCAUGGAUAGCAACUCCCUUUCCCAGGACAACAGCAAUAUUAUGAAUCAAGAUUUUCAUGUCAAGUGCAUCCUUUUUCUUCAGCGUCGUCCAGUUCAUUUUUUAUUUUUGUAUGAAGAGUAGCCGUAAAUGUUAACCUAGCCAGAUCAGUACAAUUGCGGUGAAAUCUGUGCAAAACUAGCACGUGUAGCAGGCUGAGCUAAUCUCAAAUAAGAAAAUGAAAACGGGACCUGACUGUGUUACUGGUUUAUCAUCUUUCAGUGUCUGUAUAUGAUUUUUAACUUAUUACUUUGCAUCUUAGUUGAAAUGUCGCACCUUCCAAAAAUAACGGCCGAAGUAAUUUUUCGGUUUAAAAAAAAACAAAUGAAUGGAAAUGCCGUCAAUCAGUUCCAGCAUCCCAAAAAGAUCCAACAAAAAUGUUUGUAAUGAGAAAUUGAUCAGGAAAUUAAAACCGUUUUUGCCAUGUUUUACUGGACAUUGUGGUGCACCUGCCUUGGCCACCAGGGUGCAGUAUAAUACAUACAGCCACAAUUGAAGUUUCCCAUCUAAGUAACUCAGUAAGCUGCAGUGAUGUCAGCCAUUUUUCACAGAGGAUAAACAAUAUAUGCUUGUGAGUAUUGUCAUUAUGUCUACCUGUUUUUCAGUGUUUUGAGUUCAAACAUCUGUUGCUAAACGGGUUAGAACAUCACGACACGGACAUUCAUUAGCCUGUCUGUGACGUUAGCUAUACCUUAAAUAGGUCUGCUAAGCUAAGUGGCUGUUUUGGAAUUCUGUUUUAUGUUUAGUUGAGACAUAAACACUAACUGGGAUUGACAUCUUGUCAUAAAAUGACUGACAUUC